AGGAACUAUGCGAUAUGUCAGAAAAACCCUCUGUCCAUUAGACUCUGCUCCAGCUAAAGGCAUUUUCUGGGAGUGGAUGAAUGAUGAUGGCUGUUGGACAGCUUAUGAAACACAAAUCUGCAUAUUCUUGGAGGAGAAGUUUAGUAAUGGAAAUCUCUCUGUAGAUCUUGCAGUAGUUGGACUCCGCUACCUUGUUGACUUUAACUCGCUUGUUCAAGUAAAUCAGGUCACUGGAUAUAAACGACGUGUUCAACGGACCCUUGGUACACCUUAUCCUGCAACUCCAAAGGCAGGACCUGCACAUAAGGCAACGGCAUGUGCUUGUCACCAGUGUCUUGCAAGCAGUCAUGCAGGGCCUAUGCAUCGGUAUCGACACUCCAUGAUCAAUCUGCCUACAUCUUCAAAUUAUCAGAGCAGUAGCCGAACAUCCAUCAACAGUGUUGGGUAUUUACCAUAUUCGAAACCUACCAUGACCAGUGCAAAGUCGGCACCAAAGCUUAAUAGCACAUGGGUACCUCCCUCUACGCCAUUGCAACUCCCCGGUCCAUCUUCUGCUAAUGGUAAUCAGUAUUCCAUCGAUCCCAGUGCAAACUCAGAAGUCCAGUUCUAUAAAUCAGGCUUUUGCAGGAGUGACUGACCCAGAACAAGUUGUGAAGAAAUACUUGGAAACCAUUGAGAAACCUCCAGAAGAAGACUGUAUCAUUUGCAUGGAGACAUUGACUACUCCUUCUGGAUACAGCGAAACUUCGGAAAGCAAAUCCAUCAAGCCUACUGCUGUUGGGAAGCUGAAAAAGUGUGCCCAUAUUUUUCACCAGCUCUGUAUGUUUGAAAUGUAUAGCAAUGGGAACAAGGAUGGAAGUCUGCAGUGUCCUUCUUGUAAAACCAUUUAUGGGGAAAAAAAACUGGAACACAGCCCAAAGGAAAGAUGGACAUCUAUUUAAUUCAUCAGUCUUUGCCUGGUCAUCAGGAUUGUGACACUAUCCACAUUAUAUAUAUACCAUUAAUCCAGGAGUACAGGGUCCAGAACACCCAAACCCAGGAAGGCCUUUUUCAGCACGGGGCUUUCCUCGCCACUGUUAUCUUCCAGACAAUGACAGAGGAAGAUUGGUACUAGAGCUUCUAAAGGUUGCCUGGGCCAGGCGAUUGAUAUUCACCAUUGGCAUUUCAAGCACAACGGGUGAAUCUGACACUGUGGUGUGGAAUGAAAUCCAUCACAAGACGGAAAUGACCUCAAACAUAACUGGACAUGGUUACCCUGACGCAAACUACCUGGACAAUGUUCUUGCCGAGCUUGCUGCUCAAGGAGUGUCAGAAGACUGCUUAAACAUGUGA
Molecule: messenger RNA, 1332 nt
Organism: Staurois parvus
Lineage: Eukaryota; Metazoa; Chordata; Amphibia; Anura; Ranidae
Source: the annotation of a GenBank genome assembly